UAAACAGUGGAGCCUGGCUGUGAAUGAGUGUAUCUGUCAGUCUAAGGAAAGGGCUUUGCGCGAUAUGCACUAAAAUAUGAAUGUUACAGAUGCAGGAGAAACUGGAAUGAUCUGGCCAUCUACUGAAACUUGCUGAAGCAAACCGUUAUGACGUCUCUGGACCCUGUACUGUCCCAGGCGGAAAGGCUAGUCUGAGGGUACAGGAUGGCAAAGAGGUCAGCAGCAAAGCCUAGGAGACGGGGCUGGGGGAUUUAGUCGCUCCGUGCCUCUCCCGGCAGCCUGGGAUCCCCGUGCUGGGCGCUCCGCACCAUGGAUCCCCCGGGCUACAACUGCUUUGUGGACAGAGACAGGAUGGACGCGGCCGUGCAGGACCUGGGCCCCAAGGAGCUGAGCUGCACCGAGCCGCAGGAGCUGAAGCAGCUGGCUCGCCAGGGCUACUGGGCCCGCAGCUACGCCCUGCGGGGGAAGGUGUACCAGCGCCUGAUCCGGGACAUCCCCUGCCGCACGGUCACACCGGACGCCAGCGUAUACAGCGACAUCGUGGGCAAGAUCGUGGGCAAGCACAGCAGCAGCAGCCUGCCCUUGCCCGAGUUUGUGGACAACACGCAGGUGCCCAGCUACUGCCUGAACGCGCGGGGCGAGGAUGCCGUGCGCAAGAUCCUGCUGUGCAUCGCCAACCAGUUCCCCGAUGUGUCCUUCUGCCCCGCCCUGCCCGCGGUUGUGGCCCUGCUGCUGCACUACAGCACGGACGAGGCCCAGUGCUUUGAGAAUGCCUGCCGCAUCCUGGCCUGCAAUGACCCCAGCCGGAAGCUGGUGGAUCAGAGCUUCCUGGCCUUCGAGUCCUCCUGCAUGACGUUUGGGGACCUGGUGAACAAGUACUGCCAGGCGGCCCACAAGCUGAUGGUGGCCGUGUCAGAGGACGUCCUGCAGGUCUACGCGGACUGGCAGCGCUGGCUGUUCGGGGAGCUGCCCCUCGGCCACUUCGCCCGCGUCUUCGACGUGUUCCUGGUGGAAGGCUACAAGGUGCUGUACCGUGUGGCGCUGGCGAUCCUCAAGUUCUUCCACAAGGUGAGGGCUGGGCAGCCACUCGAGUCAGACAGCGUGAAGCAGGACAUUCGCACCUUCGUCAGGGAUAUCGCCAAGACCGUGUCUCCUGAGAAGCUGCUGGAGAAAGCAUUUGCCAUCCGCCUCUUCUCCCGGAAGGAGAUUCAGCUCCUGCAGAUGGCCAACGAGAAAGCUCUGAAGCAGAAAGGCAUCACCGUCAAGCAGAAGAGGCAGUUUGUGCACUUGGCGGUGCACGCGGAGAACUUCCACUCAGAGAUCGUCAGUGUGAAGGAGAUGAGAGACAUCUGGUCGUGGGUCCCCGAGCGCUUUGCCCUCUGCCAGCCCCUCCUGCUCUUCUCCUCGCUGCAGCACGGGUACAGCCUGACCAGGUUUUAUUUCCAGUGUGAAGGACAUGAGCCCACCCUCCUGCUCAUCAAGACCACGCAAAAGGAGGUGUGUGGGGCUUACCUGUCAACAGACUGGAGUGAGAGGAACAAGUUUGGAGGCAAAGUGGGCUUCUUUGGGACGGGAGAGUGCUUCGUGUUCAGGCUGCAGCCUGAGGUCCAGCGCUACGAGUGGGUGGUCAUCAAACACCCGGAGUUGACCAAGCCAGUGUCCUUGGAGGCCGCUGCCGCUCCAUCCCCUCUCGGCCGCCCCACAUCCUCAGACCCUGCCGACCGCCUCUCGCCCUUCCUGUCCGCGCGGCACUUCAACCUGCCCUCCAAGACCGAGUCCAUGUUCAUGGCUGGGGGCAACGACUGCCUCAUCGUAGGUGGAGGGGGCGGCCAAGCGCUCUACAUCGAUGGGGACCUGAACCGGGGCCGCACUGGCCACUGCGAUACUUUCAACAACCAGCCCCUCUGCUCUGAGAACUUCCUCAUCGCUGCCGUGGAGGCCUGGGGCUUCCAAGACCCCGACACCCAGUGACAGGCCUGCGCACGUGGGGACGGAGCUGUCACCGUGGAGUGGGGGUGGGGCAGUGGCCCCCUCUUCAUGGGGCAGGCAGUAAAGGAAGAACCCCCCCUCCGUGUGGUGGGCAGCAUGUGGGUGCAGCUGGGGCUCUGGUGCUGGGCUGGGAAGGGGUGCCCGGGCCUCAGCUGCCUGAGCCUUGCCCUACUCAGACCUACGCAGACUUGCUUGGACUCAGGCCCUGCUUCUCUGUGGAGCAUCCUGUGCCCAACGCCUGGAAGGGGCUGCAUCUUGCAGCCCCUGAGUCUUAGUCCCUUGGUGCGGAGGAGGUGGGGACUCCGAAAGGCAGAAGGAACCUUCCGGCAAGUGUGGGUGCAUGGCGCCCCCUGCUGGGGCCUGUUAGCAUGGCUCUGAACGGAGCCCUGAGGCUGCCACCUGGUGGGCUGCUGAAGGCCCCCUAGGAGAGACAGACGCCCUGGCGGCUGCCCCCUGUCCAUAUCCCCUCCCACUGUCCAGAGCUUCUCACCCAGUGUCCUCUUCUGGUGCUGGCCUCCUGUGGCCGCCUCUUGGACAGGAGCUGCAAGGUGAAAGAGGGAAGGGCAGGAUCUGGGCCCCUCCUGAGGGAGGGAGAACCGGAAUGAUGCAGGGCUGGAGAGGACGUUAUGUGUCCUCGUGUUUCAGAGCCUGACGCUCCUGCGGGGCCUCUCUGUGGGUUCACAACUGGAGAGGCUGCCCAGGACGGCCCAGGGACGGGCCCUCUGCCACUGACCCCAAACCCGCCAGCUGCAUUUCCACAGGCUUGUCCAGAGAAACCCAGACCCCUGGGGGUUUCUUCAGCCUUCCUCCUCUCUGCGGGGGAGGGGGGGGCCUCCUCUGCUCCCCUCGGUCCCUGCAGUGGCCCCAGGAUCCUGUCCAGACUCCUCAGCGUGGCAUGCUCGUCUUUGUCCAUCCCCACGGGCCCCAGGUUGCCGGGCCCCCCCUCCCCAGAUCCUUCCCACACGGCGCCUUCACCACAUGCCCCUCUGUGCGCCUCUCACAGCCCUGUGUUUGGCUACACAGUGUGGUGUCCUCGUGCUGCGGCCUGUCGCCCACUUCCCUGCCCCACCUGGCUCUGCACACGCCCUGCAGACUGUAGGGACCACGUGCAGACUUGCCAGGGGGUGCUGUGGGGAGUGACCUCCCACCCCAUGCCCUCCCUCAGCUGGUCCUGAGGGCCUGGGCACCCGGGGAGGGGGCGGGAGGGGGGAGCAGACAGACAGACCCCCAAGCAGCCGUGCUGGGGGCUUUGGCAGCCUGGGCCACAGGUGCUGGGGUCCUGGCCCCCACGUGGCUGCAGCCAGCCUCUCGGCGUCCCCACGCGUGAUGCCUCUGCUGUCUCCAUCUUGCUUGGUCCUCCUGUGGGGCACUGGCCCUCCUAGUUCAGUCUCCUCUGAGCCGGGCCGCCGUGGCGCAGGAGGAAGGACCAGGAGCCCUGUGUGGCUUCAGGCAAGCCCGUGGACCUGCCUGGAACCCAUUUUCCCCAACCGUAAAAAGGGGCCAGUCAUCCUGCACCGCUGUCCCCGUGGGACUGUUCAGAGGUUCUGAGGGGGACCGCGUGAGUCUCCAGUGAGUGGAGAGGUGCCGGAGGCAGUAUCGCAGUUCAUCCUCCACCCCGCCAACACACCACGGCAGCCCUUGCCCCCUCAGCCCCAGCCCUCCUGUGGCGCAACUUUGGUGUUCAUUAAACACGGUCUUGUUACAUGAACUCUGAGGGUCCAAGUCUGGUCUCUUCAACCAGAGGGGCCUCCAGGGGCUCCCCUGGGUGGGCAACCAAAUGGGGCACAGGAGGCUGCACCUUCACGAUGCCUGUCUGCGUCACCAGUGGAGUGUUGAGGGCCUUUGAAUACCACCUUCUGUAAGCCACUGGAGGUAUAUCCAAGCACCGUUUGCGUGGCUCCCUCUGCAAACUUCUGGAGCCUGGGGAAUUCUUUGCUGGUGAGUGAGUCUGGAGGAGUCCCUGUGGCUGCCCUGAGGCUCCUACCUGGCCCUCGAAGAAAUCCAGCCCAGCAGGGAGAUGAUGGCUUAGUCACGGGGUCUCUGUCUAUAGCGUGCGGUCUCUGUGUGCACGUGCAGCGCCCAGGUUCUUCCACUUUGACGUUGUCUCCCGAGCUGUCCUGCUGAACUAAAAGGUAUGUGACUAUCACCUUCAUGUCUAAUUCCUAUUUAUUCUUGUGCGAUGUCAGGUGUUCCCAAAUAGAACACGUUUUGUUAAUAUUCUCUGUUGUUUCUUCUUGAUUACCUAGAAUUAGCUUUUGAUGUUAAAAAUAGCCAAAUUUUUAUGGAAUUGCAUGAUGAAUUAUCACCCGUUUUUCUAGAAACAUUUAGAAGUUUAUUUUGAGGGGUGCCUGCCUGGCUCAGUUGGAAGAGUGUGCUGUGCGACUCUUGAUCUCGGGGUCGUGAGUUCAAGCCCCACACUGGGUGUAGAGAUUACUUAAAUAAAACUUAAAAAGAAAACAGAACAUAGUUUGAAUCAGUUCAUUAAAUUAAUUUGUUGAAGUGGACCAUAUGCGUUUAGGGCUUCAGAAUGUCAGUUUUUUAAAAGUAAUUUAUAAUACAAGAGUAAGGCAUUUGUAUUAUGAAUUUUUCAGAGUUUUAAUUGCUGAAUUGAAAUUAGUAUUUCAACUUUUCCUACUUUUAUAAGCAGGGUGCUUAAUUUUUUGAGUUUCUCCUGGCAACUCGUUGCAGAAAAUUCUGAAGAUUCUAGGCUUUCAAAUUUCUUAUCCAUUUCCUGAAGCCAUAAGGCCUGUAUAGUGUCUUUUAGUAUUUAUUAUUUACCAGAUUUGGGUUUUGUAACUUUUCAUUCUAAAUAAUUUUAGAUUUAUGGAUGAGAUGCAGAGAUGGCCCAGCGGGUUUCCAUGGGCCCCACCAAGCUUUCAGAGGCCUCGUACAGCACAUGUAUCCAAGCAGAGAUGAAUAUUGGGAUAUAAUGCUAUUAACCACAGAUUUAAUCAGAUUCCUUGAGUUUUCCCACAGCCCUUUCUCUGUACCAGGAAUAGUUUUAAUUUGUAUAGAUAUUUACAUUUUUAUUAAAUCCAGAGUGACUUCAGAAUUCAUAGGACUAGGGCUGCCUAGGUGUCCCAGUAGGUUGACCGUCCGACUUUGGCUCAGGUCAUGAUCUCACAGCCUGUGACUUCGAUCCCCACAUCCGGCUCUGCGCUGACAGCACGGAGGCUGCUUUGGGUUCUCUGUCUUCCUCUCUCUCUCUGUCCCUCUCCACCCCCUCUCAAAAAUAAACAUUAAGAAAAAAUUCACAAGACUAAACACCGGUCAAAAAAAUAAAUUAGCCAGCACACCCCCGGUCUCAAACAUGGAUGCACAUCUUGACUGUUUUCCUCGCCCAAAUGCCCCGUUUGCGUGGGGAAGUUACCCGGUGAAGCCAGGAGCACCAAGGACACCUCCCGAGCGCUUGACCCUGCAGCGUCUAAGUUAGGCAGGAAAGCGUGUGGAUCUUCAAAAAUAACCUGGCAUAAAACAGAAUCACGAUCUUCAUCAGGUUAGUGUCAGACUGUGCCCUGAAGUUAGGCACGGUGUCACGUGCUUCGCUGCUAAAGAUGAAAUGCCUCACACACUUGCAGACGUGCUCACUUGACCCAGCCGCGUGGAAUUUAACACUGUGUGUGCGACCGAAGGAGCAAAAUCAGUGGACACACGGUCACGCAGACACGCUGACCCAUGACGUGCCUCGGAGACGCACCAGCUGUUAAAAACCUGCUUCGGAUUGCUGAAUCCACAGCGUGUUCCCUAGUUGUCCAGUUAGUUUUGGGCACCUAGAAGCCAUUUCAUCGGUGAGAAGCACCGCUGACCGUGGGGGCCUGCAAGUCGGGUCUGGUCCGGGGACGCCAUGGCCGCGUGAAGGCCGGGAGUGGGCCCUGCUCGACCUCACGCUGAGGUGCGCUGACUCGCAGAGGACUCACCUCAGCAAAAGCAAGCGAGCUCACGACUGAAGAGGAGGAAGUCGUGUGGAUGAUCUUACCUUCCAUUCUUGCGCAGGCCGGUCAUUGGCUGGAAAAUGGAGCAUCUGAACGAGUGUCACAAAGAAUCGUGAGGCCGAGUGGAAAUACGCUGGCGUGUGGCGACCGAACGUCGGCUUUGCGGCAGAGUCUAAGUUGGGAAGAGUGAAAAUAAAGGAUUUUGUAACGUG
Molecule: messenger RNA, 6133 nt
Organism: Prionailurus viverrinus (fishing cat)
Lineage: Eukaryota; Metazoa; Chordata; Mammalia; Carnivora; Felidae
Gene: TBC1D24
Product: TBC1 domain family member 24
Exons: 8
Coding region: 310-1971 (553 amino acids)
Source: RefSeq, a predicted model, not a curated record